AGUGCAUCCCGCUGGCGUGUUUCGUGGUUCUAGUAGUUCCGUUAGGUCUGUGCAGAUUCCUGGUUAAAGGGAAGCGAACGAAAGCGAAAAGUUGGCGAAAGUGAUCGGUUGGAGUGCUUUGCAAAUGGCAAACGAUCGGUGGAGGGCCGCACAGUGUCACCAUCGGUCCAUCACGGUGCUCGUGUUCGGUUCGUUAGCGCUCACCGUACUGGUGACGCUGGCCGUAACACUCACGGUACAUCACGGUAGUGGCGGCGGCGGCACCACAGUAAUGUGGCCUCUGAACGAUGCACCACUCGAGCUCGACUGCAUCGUUACCUUCGACCGUGGCGUUGGGAUUGGAAUGCGCAGACGAACGUUCACCGCACGGCGUUACUGUGCCUACGAGGGCAUACCGUACGUGGAGCCACCGGUUGGCGCUCGGCGGUUUGAGGAUCCACAGCCAUACCGCUUCCAGGGGACACGAUUGCUGUGGAAUGUGUCGAAGGCUUGUCCUCAGGCCUAUGCAGCUCAUAUUGAUCCAGUGGCGACGAGUGAGGAUUGUCUUUAUCUGAACGUGUACACGGGAAUGGGAGUUGCAGCUCAGGAUGGUUCGGUUAAUAAUACCCUUUGGCCAGUUCUGCUGUGGGUGCACGGAGGUUCGUUCGUGGUGGGCUCAUCCGAAACAGACAUCUUUGGACCGGAGUUCUUUAUCGAUAAGAAUAUCAUCGUCGUCACGUUCAACUAUCGCCUCGGAGCGCUCGGUUUCCUGUCCCUACCGGAUCUCGGCAUAAACGCCAACCUCGGUCUACUGGAUCAGCUGGAGGCGCUACGCUGGGUCGGCCAUUACAUUGCCGCCUUCGGUGGUGAUCCGUCCCGGGUGACACUGUUCGGUUGGAGUGCAGGUGCCGCAUCCGUCACCUACCACCUGUACUCCCGUCUCGCCCAAGGCCUCUUUCAUCGAGCGAUUAUCAUGAGCGGCACCAUGACCCAGUCCUGGGCCUACGAUUUCGAUCCGGAUCGCUGUGGCCGUGAGUUCCUGCGUGCGAACGAUGCAGUGCGCGUGGAGCAGCUCCGUUCCGAUCACGACCCCCGGACCCUCGACCAGCUCAUGACCGUCGGUCGUUCAUUUCACAUUGACUUCUUCUCACUCUACUACUACUGCUUCCUGCCAACCGAUGAUAGCGCACGGCCGGAAUCGCGGACGGCGGCACUGCGGUUCGUUGGCCCGGAUCCGUUCGCCACCGUGCGUACGGUCACGCCCGUUAGCGAUGUGCCGCUGCUGGUCGGUUACACCGAGCUCGAGCACGGUAAUCUCUAUCUCGAGCGCGAUUUCCGUGUCACUACGCGCACCAACUUCCCGAACUCGAAUGCGUCCAUCUUUGAGCGGCUCGAGCGGUACCUGGAGAGGGAGCGGAAGGUGUGGGAGCGUGCGAACCGCAACCGGACAAGCGCUGACCAGCGGCAGGUGACGGACAGUACGUUCUACCGGGAGCUGGCAGCGGUCGCGGACAUCAUCUACGGGAUACGGUACUUCAUCCGGUACGCGAGUGACCGGAUGCGGUCACCGGUGUACCGCUAUCUGUUCGCUUAUGAUGGUGCGUUCGGGUACGCCAAACACUACUACUACCGGAACCAGAUAUCACGCCAACCCGGCCCGAUGCACGGUGACGAUCUGGGUUAUCUCUUCACGCCGUACCUUUACCGGCGUCCACCAGCACCACCUCCGGCCACCGAUGACAGCGGCGCUGGUAUCAAUGGUGAGGACAAGGACAUCACGCAGUCGGACCGUUAUCGGACGGAACGGCGCGUCCAGCGACGCAUGGUGGCACUUUGGUCCAACUUUAUCAAGUACGGCAAUCCAAUGCCCGAGCCACGGCGGAAGAAACCACGGGCCAUUCGCUGGCAUCCGUACAAUGAUCCGUCUAUCCGGGGUCGUCACUACCUUCGAAUCGAUCAGCGGUUGCAGCUACUACCGGAAAAGGAUGCCGAGAGCCCGUUCCAUCUGCUGUGGGAUCGUGUGUUUCGCUGUCUGUAUGAAUUUUCCUGCGAGUUCCUGAACGAAGAGGAUGCUGAGACGGUGGCCCCGAUUGGCGUUUCCUCGGAAGAACCCGGCCACAGUGGAUAUGGUGACGAUGUACGUGAGGAUGACGUAUGAAAAGGAUUUGUAUUUGUUGCCGAAUCAAUCUCUUGCACCGCGAAACAUGAAACAGCAACAGGGUUCCGUUGGUGCUGGUAAACUUCUCCUGAAUUGCCAGUUCAACCUUGUGAGCCUAGAAAUAAGAUUAUACGAGAACACCAUGACACACCAAGCGUAACCGGUCUCUCUCUCUCUGCAUUUUUCAAUCGUUUUCAAAAUAAAGGGAUCAUUCCCCACCAUGUCAUGGGCAUAGGUCGAGAAGUCAAAGAAUCACAAAACACCUUUCCCUAGCCGGGGCAUCACCACAUGCCACGUAUCGGGCAUGCCCGCAAGUGUCGCCGAUACACGAGCGAGAAGUAAAUAAUGAAGUGUCUGUGCGCACCCCCCCCCCCCCCCUGGGUUCGGUGAUUAAUGGGAGGAUGAUUGUGGCUGAAUGACUGGUAGGGUGGUUUAACUUUUCGCUGAGCUCGUUAUUUUUCACUCGCACCGCACUGGUUCGUUGGAGGAAAAUCGUGCGUUUCGUUGCGUGUGGCGACGUGACCAAUGGAACGGGGACGUGAAGCGACGAAGAUGUUUUGCCAAAAGGGAUGAAAGAAGAGAAUUAUCGGAGCACAAGCGGAGACGAGGGGAUGAACGCACAAACGAAUGGCACAAUAAAA
Messenger RNA from Anopheles aquasalis, 2778 nucleotides. RefSeq names its product juvenile hormone esterase-like. Lineage: Eukaryota; Metazoa; Arthropoda; Insecta; Diptera; Culicidae. The record is from RefSeq and is a predicted model, not a curated record.